AAAAUACAGCAUUUUCAAGAAGACCAAUUCAUUCCUUAUAAGCCUUGUUAAUAAAAUAUUGAACUAUUGAUUGACUGUUAAAUACAAACACAAGGGGUGAGGUUUGUCAGAAAAAAACAACAUAUCUACUAAUGUAGCCUGUAAAAUAAUUUACAAUAAUGGUAUUCUAAACUGGAUUACAACAUACGAAAACUCGGCAAUUUUUAAAGGUAGUAUGCCUUACUGUAAUAAAUUACGACAUAGGGAAGGCAAUGAGAAGGCUUGAGGGUUUUUAAAUGAAAACAAAGCAGAUGCAUUAGAAGAGCAGGUAGAAAAUGAUAGCCUUCUGCUGUACUGUAUUUUGCAAAUCACUGAGGCUAAAUAUAAGUAUUGAGUAGGCUAUAUCACGUCCUGGGAGUAGACACAUUUUACUCCCUGCUUAACAAUAAAUACAAAUAAUAAUGAUAAUGAUGAUAAUAAUAAUUCCAUUUAGUAGUAUACUAGCAUUCUGGGACAGUGUCCUCAGUUUAAUGAAGAAGAAGAAAAGACCCAGGCUUCAAUAAUGUGACAAACCUUUGCUAAACUGGAAGCAACAUAUUGCAGCAGCUUGUCACACAAGGAUGAGAGAAAAGACAGAUAAACCAACUUGAACAGGAUUUCCAAGCAUUGUGCACACAGAUGUUUCUUGAGAGAUCUUUGUUGCAUGGAUGGUAAUGCAACCAAAAUUAUGUUGCACUGCCUUAUCACUUUGUUUUGAAGAUAACAAAGACAGGAUUUUGAUUGUGCGGUUCAUAUGCAGCUGUGACAUAUUGCUGCACUUCAGCAAAACCAAAAUAAUAACUUCGAGUGCUGCUUGUUCAACUCUUGUCCAAACACCAACUAUUUAAAUAUUUCAGAAUUCAGUGGGGGAGCAGCCAACAAAAUGCUUCCAGAGUUUCCAGAUGUACAGUAUUUUGUUAAACCUGUAAAUGAACACUUGGAAUGAAACAGUACUUUCAGGACAUGUUAAAGCACUGACAUAACUACAUAAUUUUUCCAGAUGUAUUGUCCAUUCUCUUCACUGGAAACAUACACAUUGUUAUAUGAGAUCCAGAUGGACCUAUGGGGUUGACCUACAAAGCCAUAUGAAAAGUAUUAUUUGACAGUGGAAUCAAGCGCACUUUUUAAAAACUUGAGUUCUUCGACAAUACACUUUGCACUUCAACAUCAUUUCCCACAACGCACCACCAGAGGGAAGAUUCUACAUUUUGAAUAAAAGAAACAAUAAAUAGGGGGCAUCAGGCCAGCCAUAAUUACAAUUGUGAAUUUCUUUGAAAGUACAUACUUGAAGCUGUUGUGGCAACAAGAGCAAAAUGAGUGCUUGAGAGAGGGCGGGAGAGAGAGAGAGAGGUCUCUUGCUUUAGUUUACAGCCCAGAAAAUGAACAUCUCCAUAUGAGGAAUCACUGUACCAGCAGGAUUCACAAUGGCACAAACCAGUUUGUUGCAGGGAAAGAGGUUUUACUGCAGGGAGUGGGUUUUCCACAAGCUUCAGCACUGCCUCCAGGAGAAAACAAACCGCAUUAUCAGUGUUAAUAGCACGCCUAACAAACAGGCUAGUGUAACAAACCCUGCGAGCAAUUACAGCACUGUUCCCAGCAAAGGAGUAGCCUGGGGAGUGCUGCUGGUGGGGGGUCCUGGCAGUGGGAAGACUGCUUUGUGCACUGAGUUGCUGUGGCCAAGCUCACCUCAGGGAUUGCAGAGGGGGACACACCGGCAAGUGCUGGCUUUCCAUUUCUGUCGGGCGGACGACUCUGACACGCUCUGUGUGAGUGGCUUUAUUCGGGGGCUGGUGGCUCAGAUUUGCCUCAGUGGACUAAUACAGGGAUAUGAGGAGACAGUAAGAGACCCUGCAUUUCAGAGUGCUUUGCAACCUGGCGAGUGUGAAAGGAACCCCGCAGAGGCUUUCAAAAGAUGCAUUCUCCUUCCACUCCUUGGAGCGAAGCCUCCACAGCAGUCUGUCUUCAUCCUAGUGGAUUCAAUUGAUGAAGGGUGUCACUUUGGUGAAGGGGAGCAGCGGUCAUCAAGCUCCUCUCGAACUAUAGCAGAACUUCUAGCAAGCCACCAUGAGUUCUUCCCUCCCUGGCUGCUACUUCUGUGCUCUGCCCGGAAACAAAACAAAGCAGUCACAAAAUUGUUUACAGGUUUUCGUAAAAUCAGCCUUGAUGACCUCCGUAAAGCUUAUAUAGUCAAGGAUGUUCAACAAUAUAUUCUUCACCGAUUAGAUCAAGAAGAAGCUCUGAGGCAACACCUCACAAAAGAAACAGCAGAGAUGUUAAAUCAACUCCACAUAAAAAGCAGUGGUUGCUUCCUUUACUUGGAACGAGUACUGGAUGGAGUUGUUGAAAACUUCAUCAUGCUGCGAGAGAUUCGUGACAUCCCAGGCACAUUAAAUGGACUCUACCUGUGGCUUUGCCAGAGACUUUUUGUGAGAAAACAGUUUGCAAAAGUCCAGCCAAUCCUGAAUGUGAUUCUGGCAGCAUGUAGACCCUUAACAGUCAUGGAACUUUAUCACGCGGUGUGGACAAAAAAUAUGUCAUUGACAGUGGAGGAAUUUCAAAAGAAACUAGAUAUUCUGUCGAAGCUUCUUGUUGAUGGCCUUGAGAACACAAAAAUCCUUUUUCAUUACAGUUUUGCCGAGUGGUUGCUGGAUGUAAAGCACUGUACACAAAAGUAUUUGUGUAAUGAAGCCGAGGGACAUAGGAUGAUGGCUAUGAGUUACACUUGCAGAGCCAAGGAACUUGCACCACUGGAGGUGCAGGAGUUUGCAUUGCACCUGAUUAACUCUAGCCUUCAGUUAGAGCCCUGUAACAUAGCACUGUGGAUGGUGUGGAAUGGCACCCCUACAAAAGACUCAUUGACAACCUCAUUUCCCAAAGAACAAGAAGUGUUACAGUUGUUGGUAAAAGCUGGUGCUCACGUCAAUAGUGAAGACGAUCAUGCAUCUUGCAUCGUACAACAGGCCUUGGAAAGGGAGGACUCCAUUAGGACUUUAUUAGAUAAUGGAGCUUCUGUAAACCAAAAUGACUCCAGUGGAAGAACUUUGUUAGCUAAUGCUGCGUACAGUGGAAAUCUUGAUGUGGUUAACUUGCUCAUUUCCAGAGGAUCCAAUUUGGAGAUUGAAGAUGGUCAUGGACAGACAGCACUUACACUUGCCGCGAGGCAGGGGCAUACCAAGGUGGUGAACUGCUUAAUUGGCUGUGGGGCAAAUAUCAAUCACACAGAUCACGAUGGUUGGACAGCACUGAGGUCUGCAGCCUGGGGAGGACACUCUGAGGUGGUAUCUGCACUUUUGUAUGCUGGUGCCAAAGUAGACUGUGCUGAUGCUGACAGUAGAACUGCCUUGAGAGCAGCAGCUUGGGGAGGACAUGAGGACAUUGUGCUUAAUUUGCUCCAGCAUGGGGCAGAAGUCAAUAAAGCCGAUAAUGAAGGAAGAACUGCACUCAUUGCAGCGGCAUAUAUGGGCCACAGAGAGAUUGUGGAGCACCUGCUUGAUCAUGGAGCCGAGGUAAAUCAUGAAGAUGUCGACGGAAGGACUGCUUUAUCAGUAGCUGCACUGUGUGUGCCUGCUAGCAAGGGACAUGCAUCUGUAGUCAGCCUUCUUAUUGACCGGGGAGCAGAAGUUGACCAUUGUGACAAGGAUGCCAUGACUCCUUUGUUGGUAGCAGCCUAUGAAGGACAUGUUGAUGUAGUUGAUUUGCUGCUGGAAGGAGGAGCAGAUGUUGAUCAUACAGACAAUAAUGGGCGCACUCCUCUUCUUGCAGCUGCUUCUAUGGGCCAUGCCUCGGUUGUAAACACCCUCCUGUUUUGGGGAGCAGCUGUGGAUAGCAUUGACAGUGAAGGAAGAACUGUAUUGAGUAUAGCAUCGGCACAAGGGAAUGUGGAAGUUGUACGGACUCUACUGGACAGAGGAUUAGAUGAGAAUCAUAGAGAUGAUGCUGGCUGGACUCCAUUGCAUAUGGCCUCAUUUGAAGGGCAUAGAUUAGUGUGUGAAGCUCUUAUUGAACAAGGUGCCCGAUGUGUUGAAGUUGAUAAUGAUGGUCGAAUUCCAUUGAUAUUGUCUGCCCAAGAAGGUCAUUAUGACUGUGUGCAGAUACUGCUUGAAAACAAAUCCAGCGUUGAUCAAAGAGGCUAUGAUGGAAGGAAUUCAUUAAGAGUUGCAGCCUUAGAAGGUCAUAGAGACAUUGUUGAACUGCUUCUUAGCCAUGGAGCAGAUAUAGACGGUAAAGAUGCUGAUGGCCGCCCUACUCUAUACAUCUUGGCACUUGAAAAUCAACUGGCCAUGGCAGAAUAUUUCUUAGAAAAUGGAGCAAAUGUGGAAAUAAGUGAUACAGAAGGAAGAACAGCUCUUCAUGUUUCCUGCUGGCAGGGGCAUUUAGAAAUGGUGCGGUUGUUGAUUAACUAUCAUGCCAAUGUCAACUCUGCUGAUAACGAGAAACGUUCUGCUUUGCAGUCUGCUGCGUGGCAGGGGCACAUCAAGGUGGUCCAGCUGCUGAUUGAUAAGGACACUCAUGUUGAUCACACGUGUAAUCAGGGAGCCACUGCACUCGGCAUUGCAGCCCAAGAAGGACACUUUGAUGUGGUUCAGAUACUGUUGGAACAUGGUGCUGAUCCAAACCAUGCAGAUCAAUUUGGCCGCACAGCAAUGCGUGUUGCAGCAAAAGGGGGUCACUCCCCAAUAAUUAACCUCCUUGAAAAGUAUGGAGCCUCUAGUCUGAAUGGCUGUAGUCCUUCUCCUGUACACACAAUGGAACAAAAAGCCCCCCUUUCUGUUACAGCAAAAAUGCAGUCAAUAACAAUAAAAUCCAACAGCUCUGGCAGCACAGGUAUAGGGGAUUUGCAGCCUUCAGUCCGUGGCAUGUCAAAUGGACCGGUCCAUGCCUUCAGCUCUCCUUCAGAAUCUCCUGAUUCAACUGUGGAUCGGCAAAAGUCCUCACUUUCUAAUAACUCGCUUAAAAGUUCAAAAAACUCUUCCUUGCGAACUACAUCGUCUACCGCAACUGCCCAGACUGUACCUAUUGACAGUUUCCAUGCUAUGACUUUUACUGAACAAAUUCAGCAGCAUUCUUUGCCUCGUAGCCGAAGCAGACAGUCCAUUGUUUCACCCUCUUCGACAACUAGGUCUAUAGGACAGCAUGCUAGUACCCCCUCCUGUGAAUUUGAAUGUAGUCAAGUAAAGCCCAAUCUGAAGUCAACUAAAGGAAGUAAAAGCGGGAAAAAUGGCUCAAGCAAGGAAUGUUCAGGAGGAAGGAAGUCCAAGAACAGUGGUUCCUCUCAACCACAAGUUUUAGAAUAUGAAAUGACACAGUUCGACAAGAAAAUGACUGUAACAAAGCCUGUAUCUAAUGUGGGAGUGACCAUAAAACAGAUUCCAUUAGAGCCUCCGUGUAAAAUUGUGGUUCCACCACCUCAGCUAGACGUUGGGAGAUCACAGCAGCAGUUCCUAAUUCAGCAACAAAACAGUGCAGAAAAGAAAAGGACUGGCAUAAUGACCAAUCCAAACUACCAUCUUCAAGGAAAUCAGGUUUUUUUUGGGAGAGUUUCUGUCCCGAGAACUGUACAAGAUAGAGGACAUCAGGAGGUACUGGAUGGUUAUCCAGUGGGAGAGACAGAAAUAAGCCUUAAACAAUCUCUUAAACUUCAGAUUGAAGGAACAGACCCCAGCUUUAACUACAAAAAGGAAACACCGUUAUAGCUGAUAUCUUGAACAUUAUCCAUCAUAUAAAAAUUGGAAAGACUGAGCCAAAGGAACCUCUUUUAUCUGCAGAAAAACUGAAUUAAUUUUUUCCACAGUCCAGAGUGUAAGCUUUGGACACCUCCUAAAAACACCUGGAGAGGAAUGUGAUUGCUGCACACGGAUUACAUUGACUGAUACUGCAAUGUGCCUACAUUUGUGAUGGCCUUUUCAGUGUAACCCUGCACGGUUUAUAAUUUUUAUUUAAUGUAUCAUGUAUUUAAUAUGCAGAGUAUGCACUUUUCAUAAAGUAGUUUUUUCCCUCCCAACAGAUCCAUUGUUGGAAAGACACCAUGUGGAUUUAUGUUUCUACUAACAUACACA
This is a messenger RNA of Acipenser ruthenus (sterlet), 6074 nucleotides long. RefSeq names its product ankyrin repeat domain 50 (gene ankrd50). The transcript has 5 exons. Lineage: Eukaryota; Metazoa; Chordata; Actinopteri; Acipenseriformes; Acipenseridae. The coding region runs from base 1443 to 5711 and encodes 1422 amino acids. Gene Ontology annotation, molecular function: protein binding. The record is from RefSeq and is a predicted model, not a curated record.